Messenger RNA from Teleopsis dalmanni, 453 nucleotides. RefSeq names its product pupal cuticle protein Edg-78E-like. NCBI's taxonomy places the organism in Eukaryota, Metazoa, Arthropoda, Insecta, Diptera, Diopsidae. The coding region runs from base 1 to 453 and encodes 150 amino acids. Gene Ontology annotation, cellular component: chitin-based extracellular matrix. Gene Ontology annotation, molecular function: structural constituent of chitin-based larval cuticle. The transcript has 2 exons. The record is from RefSeq and is a predicted model, not a curated record.
AUGUUCAAGUUUGUCCUCAUUGCUGCUAUCGCCAUUACAAGCGCGUUUGCUUACAGCGACCCUAGAGAUGUACACGCUGAGACUUUGAAAUAUCAGAGCGAUGUUAAGGAAGAUGGCAGCUACCAAUACUUGUACGAAACAUCUAAUGGUAUUGCUGCACAAGAAGCUGGUGUUGGUGGCUAUUAUGCCAAUGGUGGAUUCGGAUACGUUUCACCUGAAGGCGAACACAUUCAAUUAUCUUAUAAGGCUGAUGAAAAUGGUUUCCAACCACAAGGUGAUCACUUGCCCACACCACCGCCAAUUCCAUAUCAAAUCUUAAAAUCAUUGGAAUACAUUCGCACCCAUUCCGAAUAUGAUGUUCCACAACAACAAUAUCAUGUUCCAGUACGACAACAUCAAAACCAAUACAGAGCACCACAGAAGGCACAAUUUGGACGUCAAAGACAUUUCUAA